GAUUAGGGGGAAGAGAGAGCUAUUUGGUUAGGAGAGAGACAGAGAGGUAACUGAAGUUUUGGAGGGACAGAGAGGGAGGGGCAAUGGAAACAGACGUAGAGAAAUGCGUGGUCCUCGAGAAAAUAUUGGAGCUGUUGGUGUCAGCAGGUUAUUACAGGGCGACGAUUUGUACAUUGUCCACAUUCGACAAGCUCACUGGGGGCCUCGCAUGGUGCAUCUCUGCCGCCGCUCACGCUCACGCUCAUCCCAAUUUCUACAUCCUCUAUCACGACGAACAAACCCUAGGCGACAAGAUUAAGGUUGGUGAGGCCAUUGAAGCAGCAUUACGAUCUAUGGAAUGCCCAUUUCCUCUCCAUGCUCAUCAGCUUCAAGGCCUAGAUUAUGAUGGAGUCUAUCCCGUAAUCCAAUGGAUCGUAAGUCGUGUUUUGACUAUGCGAGAAGAGUUGGGGGCUGAGCUAAGGCGCUAUUCACACCUACAGUUUCAAAACCACUUUGAGUUGCUUGAAGACCCUUCCAGUAAUCCAGAAAGAAAUGAUGUUUCUCCAGGGGUUAAUGGAUCCAGUUUUCAUCAAUUAUUGCAUCGAAUGGCUCAGAAAAGCGAAACAUGCCCUGCUUCGGCAGAAAAUGGUUCAGGAGUUCAAAGAGCACCAACAGAAAUUUUGCAUUUGGGCAAUAAACAAAGUUCAUUAAUGAACAGUGGCAUUAUUGACGGAGAAUAUAAUGAAGAUCCGCAGCAUCAGGUUGCAGUCCUUAUGUACAAAAUUGAGGAGGAGAAUUUUAAUGUGCAUCAACUUCAGGAGUUGCUAGUUGAUACAGAAAAGUCCAUAGAAGUGUUACAUGGCAGCCUGAGUGAGCAGGAUCAUAGGAAAACUAGUGUCCUCAAUGAGAUACAACUUCUGACCCAAAAAAUUGAUCAAGCAGGUGCUAUAUCAUUGUUCCAGAGGCUAAUGUCGCAUUUGGAGCAGCUGAAGCUUCUGGAGAAGCAGGAAGCAGAGUUUCGGUCUCAUUGUAAACAGAAGCGCUCAGAUCUGCAAGAUGAGGUUAUCCGAGUUGAGAAAGAAGCCCCGAACAAUGGUGAAAGUGAAUCCGACUCUUGUGACAUGGAUCCUCUCAUCGAUGUGGCAUCACGAAAGCUAGAUGCAGCACAUAGAGAUUUUUCUGUUAAGAUGAGGGCAAUAUCUUUGCUAAAGAGGAAGGUUGAUGAUGUACCUUCACAAACAGAACUUAUCCAAUAUGAAAGAAGGUUCGCUGAACUCUUUGGGCAAAUCCAGGAUAAGCUUCGACAAACUCGUCGAUAUUAUGGUACUUAUAAUGCGCUGAUAGAGACAAAGGAAUUGUCAUUAAAGGAAAUUUCAUUAUUGAACUCAAUAAGUUCACAGAUCAGGAAUUGUUGGGAGCCCACCCGGUUCCUAGUCAGAACCGUGGAUCAGAUCACCAAGCUAGAUCCGCGAUUUGCUGAUCAGACAUGUUUCCCAGAUGGCUGGUUCAGCCGGCCUAUCCAGGUUUUAAACACUGAUUCCAGCACUGUAAAUUUGUGUAAUGAAUAUCUCAAUAAAUUACAAGUUUAUCAAAAAUGGAAGUAGCAGAGAGCCUUGUCAAAAUAUUUUAGGGCCUGUAUAAAUUUAUGUGGGACCCACUCAAUUGAGUAUUUGGCACAGAGCCCACAAUGUAUUGGUCCCAUGUAUAUGGAAAAUACCUUUUUACGGGAUAAGGGCAAAACUAAAUGGUUUUGCCCUUAUUCUGAGUAUAGCGCUUUUCUAUGGUGGUUAUCUGCUCCAUGCAAACCCACCCUUGCCUAUUGGAAUGUGACUAUGGAAAAACAAGCUAGCCUUGCUGUGGUCAUUGCACUAGAAUGGAUUUAUCUUAUGAGGAGAAUUCAAUUGUGUGUUAUAAAAAUAAAAUCACUAUAAAUAAUUGAAAUCUGUCAUGAGUCAAUCAUUAUUUCACAUAAUUUUUGAAAGGUGGGUAUCUCCACUCGAUUAGGUCCAUUCAAGUAUACGAGAUUUUUUCUUUCUUGAGGGGUAUUUUAUGUGAUGUGUGUUGGUCUUGAAAGCAAUUAAAAAUUAUGGAUCAAUGCAAUGGAAAGAACAAAAAACUUGAACAUAUUUAUCAUGUAUGAUGAGCAAUCAUCAUACAUGAUUUUGAAUUCUUUUGAAUAUAAUUGACAUAUUUGUCUGGUAGUUAGAUUCAUCGAUGAAUCACUCAUUUGUAUGCAGUUAGGGGUGUUUGUGAUCAUUCCAUGAAAUAGAGAGAAUUGUUCUCAGUUAAAAAUAGUAAAGAAUUUUAAUUACUAAAAGAAACUAUGAAGCCAGAUGAGUUGGAAAUAGAGAGGUUUCCUCUUUUCGCGGAUGUUCUUGAAAUUUACCUAGUUGAAAAGAGGGGUUUCCCUGUUUUGCAAAUAGUGUUGAAUUUCACCAUUCAUUUCUAUAUCAGGCUCUGAUCAUUGAGGUUUAUUUCAAUUUGAUGUAACAAUAUAAUUUUCGGACUUCU
Amborella trichopoda is the source of this 2490-nucleotide messenger RNA. NCBI's taxonomy places the organism in Eukaryota, Viridiplantae, Streptophyta, Magnoliopsida, Amborellales, Amborellaceae. The record is from RefSeq and is a predicted model, not a curated record.